This is a messenger RNA of Pteronotus mesoamericanus, 1497 nucleotides long. It is a transcript of the gene PFDN4, whose product is annotated as prefoldin subunit 4. The transcript is spliced from 4 exons. The coding region runs from base 238 to 642 and encodes 134 amino acids. Gene Ontology annotation, biological process: protein folding. Lineage: Eukaryota; Metazoa; Chordata; Mammalia; Chiroptera; Mormoopidae. Gene Ontology annotation, cellular component: cytoplasm; prefoldin complex. The record is from RefSeq and is a predicted model, not a curated record.
GGUCGGCUCACAGGGAGGUGCCCGUCCCUUUAAUUGGCAUGUACCAAAUCCUUCCAGAUUACAUAUCCUCCCCGAGUCCUAGACGUCCGAAACCGUUAGUCGAAGAUUCAAAAGGAGAGAAUGUGGAAACGGCGUUGUAUUUUGUGGGAGUUGUGGGCCAACAGGGAGUGAGAGACGGCCAGGGCAGAAGCGCGCGGGCGCGGCCCUCCCCGCCUCGCGCCGUGGUCCAGUCCCAAGAUGGCGGCCACCAUGAAGAAGGCGGCUGCAGAAGAUGUCAAUGUUACAUUUGAAGAUCAACAAAAGAUAAACAAAUUUGCACGGAAUACAAGUAGAAUCACAGAGCUGAAGGAAGAAAUAGACGUAAAAAAGAAACACCUGCAGAAUUUAGAGGAUGCUUGCGAGGACAUCAUGCUGGCAGAUGACGACCGCUUGAUGAUACCGUAUCAGAUCGGCGACGUGUUCAUCAGCCAUUCUCAAGAAGAAACACAAGAGAUGCUCGAAGAAGCAAAGAAAAACUUGCAGGAAGAAAUCGACGCCUUGGAAUCCAGAGUAGAGUCCAUCCAGCGGGUGCUGGCGGACCUGAAAGUCCAGCUGUACGCGAAGUUUGGGAGCAACAUAAACCUCGAAGCUGACGAGAGCUGAAUGUUUUAUGAUGCUCUAAAAAUUUUGUUUAAUAAACUUAACUAUUGUUUAAAUGAUAAUUUCCCUUCUUCAAAUUAUAAGGAAAGCAGAUUUUCUUUUUUAAAAAAAAUUUUCAUUUAUUUAAUGGAAACUUGCCUAUUUUCACAUGUCUUGCUUAUUUAUUUUAUAUUUUUAAAAGAAGACAGUAUUCAUCUAUGUAUUUUACAGAACAAUUAUAUCAAGCAUAGGGGUUAUAUGUCAUGUUAUUAAAAUCAGUUAAGCAAUCUUUUAUGUUUCUAUAUUAUCAUUUAGAAUAUCUGUUGCAAUUUUUAUCAGAAAAUCGAACAUUUGUGUCAUGUUGUUUACGUGUUUAUUUCAGUUGCUAUUUAGAGAUGACGAAAAGACGCCAGAAAGAUCUAAUCCUACAUCUGUCUAGUCCGCUCAUUUUACACCUAAAACUUUGUCAUAUACUAAAAAAAGUAUAUAUUUUAUUUAAAUACAUGCAAUAUGUGUUAUAUCUAAACAUAUAUUUCACUUAUCUCUUAGAUAUCAGUAUCAGAUUUUUGGAAAAGUACGGGCUUGCUGAGACUUGCUGAGCUUCAUACAAACAUAGAGCAGGACAACAGAAGAAUAUUCUAGAAACCAAGAGAUGUAUCAAUAGAAAUGUUUAGUGUUUUUUUUUUUUUGAAAGUAUAUUUCAGACUUUAUUUUAGUGCUUUGUAAUUAAUUGGGGUUUAUAUUGAUAAUGAUGUAGAAGUAAAGCAGCUGUGUAUUUAAAAAUAAGACUUUUUCUUAAAUAAAGAGUACAUUGAUCCCCCACCGCCCCCCAAAAGACGUAUGUUUUGGGAUUUGAAAGACCUAAUGGUACAUUAACUU